GAAGAAGCAGUUGUUCGGACCCACGUCGUCUCCGGACAAAUUUGGCAUUUCCCAUACACUGUUUGUUCUCACAACCCUGCCCGCACAUUUGGCCAAAAUCGAGCAGCAUUGGCGGAAUGGGAGGCUGAGAUUCAUAAAAACAAGAAACCACCCCUGAAUUGCUUUCUUCCUUGCUCCUUGUCAUCCUUCAUUUCUUUCUUUCAGGGGCUCCUACACAGCGAUCUCACGACAGAGUUUGGCUGCAACCCAUUCAUUUCCAGCGUUCGUGUGUUCCAUAAUGGCGGGGUGACCUCCCCUUCCUUUAUCGGACCGUACCAUUUCCCGAUCAAAAAGCAUUACUUACUGGUUUGAUUAUAUACCGGAUUAAGCAGUUUUGAUUCCAUGCUGACGGGAAUUGGCGGCGGCGAAGGAGACGAAUGGGUUGCAUCAGCUCGAAGCAGGCGGCUCCGGGGUCUCCAUGUAUUGAGUAUUCGGCGGCCCUGACCAAGAAUGGCUCUGUUGUUCUCGAGCCUUCCGUGAGCAACAAGAAAAACAAGAAUACUAGUCAUCUUAAUACGUCUCAUUGUUCCGAAUUGCGAAACAACGGCAGUAGUAAGAGAAGCAGCAAUAGUUUUAACAAGAAGGAUCAGACUGAUCAGAAUCAGAAUGUUCAGGACAAGGACAAGGACAAGGAGAAGCCGUCCGACGAUCACAAGAACAAGGAGCUGAAGAAGUCCAAAAAGGAGGGUAAUGGGAAAGCUGGUUUUAGCUUCAAGUUGGGUUUCUCUCAUAGAUCUUUGGAGAGUGAACAGGUCGCCGCCGGCUGGCCUUCUUGGCUCAGCGCCGCUGCCGGAGAAGCCAUCUACGGUUGGGUGCCCCUCAAAGCUGACGCUUACGAAAAAUUGGAGAAGAUUGGGCAAGGAACAUACAGCAGUGUAUUCAGAGCACGUGAAGUUGAAACAGGGAGGAUUCUUGCACUUAAGAAAGUGCGUUUUGACAACUUUCAACCAGAGAGUAUUAGGUUUAUGGCUCGCGAGAUUAUGAUUCUUCGUAGGCUUGAUCAUCCUAACAUCAUGAAACUGGAGGGGAUAAUAACAUCUCGAUCAUCGAGUAGCAUAUACCUAGUGUUUGAGUACAUGGAGCAUGAUCUGGCUGGACUAGUAGCUGCUAAUGACAUCAAAUUCAGUGACGUGCAGGUUAAAUGCUAUAUGAGGCAGCUAUUCUCUGCAGUCGAGCAUUGUCAUUUGAGAGGUAUUAUGCAUCGAGACAUCAAGGCGUCGAAUAUAUUGGUAAACAAUGAAGGGAUUUUGAAGUUGGCAGAUUUUGGAUUGGCAAAUGUGGUAAACUCAAAAAGCAAUCAACCACUAACAAGUAGGGUGGUGACCUUGUGGUAUCGUCCUCCCGAACUCUUGAUGGGGGCAACGGAGUAUGGAGUAUCUGUGGAUCUCUGGAGUGUGGGCUGUGUGUUUGCAGAACUCUAUCUAGGGAAGCCUGUUCUUAAAGGAAGAACUGAGGUUGAACAAUUACACAAAAUUUUCAAGCUUUGUGGUUCUCCACCUGAAGAUUACUGGAAGAACUCAAAGCUUCCUCACGCAACAAUGUUUAAACCUCAGUAUUCUUAUGAAAGUUCUCUUAGGGAAAGAUGUAAGGAAUUUCCAACCACAUCGGUGGACUUGUUACAAACACUUCUUUCAGUAGAACCUUACAACCGCGGAACUGCCUCCUCUGCCCUUAUGUCUGAGUAUUUCAGAACAAAGCCUUAUGCUUGCGAUCCAGCAAAGUUGCCGAAGUAUCCUCCCACCAAGGAAAUGGAUGCUAAAAGUCGUGAGGAUGCACAGAAGAAAAAGCAUGGUCCUCGAGGACGAGAGACAGCGGCCAAAAAACCAAGGAGAUUCCGAAAGACUUUGCAAGAGACCAACUCUGCAAAGUUAGCACCAAAAGAGGAUAGACAAGACGAUAACAGUAGCCAAUUAUCUCGUAGAAAUCAUGGCGGUUACCCCCACAUUCUAAGGCCAAAAGCAAGUCUUCUGCGUAGAGAUUCUCAAACAGCGGCAUUUGAUACAGUUUCAGAGAACUACGAGUUGAAUGCACCCGAAGGAGACAGCACAUUCUCCUCUGCUGCAGGCGCACAAGCAGGAGCUGGAAGCGGCUUUGCAUGGGCUAAAAGGCGAAACGCAGAAUUCAGUACUAAAUCCGUGGUUUCAGAUGGCUCGAAAAGCCAAUUCAGUGUGUUAGAUACAACUUUCGCCAAGAGUGCAUUUGACUUGUCGAAACCAGGGAAUGAAAAUGGCAAGACAAUCCGAAAGAUGCGAACUUUUGAUGGAUCGGAACUUUUCUGUGCAGAUGGUCCCGAAGAAGACGAUGUAGAAAACAAUAUGAAUCACAAGUCAGUAGACAAACAUGUUAUCGAGUACUCGGGUCCAUUACUAUCCCAACAUGGUAGAAUCGAUGAACACUUACGAAGAAACGAGAGUCAUCUUCGUCAUGUGGCUCGCAGAUCAAGGUUCGAAAGAGAAGCAGAACCAGCACCCUCACGGUGAUGCACUCAAAACUUUGGCAAUGCUUGUUCAAACAAAGUCAUCGAAAAACCUCCACAGAUGGUUGGAUCGAUCUCAAAACGACAUAUUUAUUGUCCUAAGUUGCAUUCUAACGUGUUCAAUAGACAUUCCCUUAGAUAAGUUUCAUA
Rosa chinensis is the source of this 2665-nucleotide messenger RNA. Its product is annotated as probable serine/threonine-protein kinase At1g54610. The record is from RefSeq and is a predicted model, not a curated record. Gene Ontology annotation, molecular function: RNA polymerase II CTD heptapeptide repeat kinase activity; cyclin-dependent protein serine/threonine kinase activity; ATP binding. Gene Ontology annotation, cellular component: cyclin-dependent protein kinase holoenzyme complex; nucleus. Gene Ontology annotation, biological process: positive regulation of transcription elongation by RNA polymerase II; protein phosphorylation. Bases 417 to 2519 code for a protein of 700 amino acids. NCBI's taxonomy places the organism in Eukaryota, Viridiplantae, Streptophyta, Magnoliopsida, Rosales, Rosaceae. The transcript has 9 exons.